This is a messenger RNA of Mytilinidion resinicola, 3340 nucleotides long. RefSeq names its product ARM repeat-containing protein. The transcript is spliced from 7 exons. The coding region runs from base 1 to 3144 and encodes 1047 amino acids. Gene Ontology annotation, biological process: protein import into nucleus. The record is from RefSeq and is a predicted model, not a curated record. Gene Ontology annotation, cellular component: nuclear envelope; cytosol. Gene Ontology annotation, molecular function: small GTPase binding. Lineage: Eukaryota; Fungi; Ascomycota; Dothideomycetes; Mytilinidiales; Mytilinidiaceae.
AUGGAGGUUGAGGGCCUCAUUGAGGUCCCGGGCGAGGCCAACCCGCUGACUGAAGGGAUCCUCUUCCUGGUGCUGAAAUCAGCUGCUUCUAAUAACCCCCAGCAAAUCCAGACCGGCACUAAACAACUACAGACAUGGGAGACCAAGAGAGGAUUCUAUCCGCUGUUGCAGACUGUGUUUAUGGAUAGCUUCUUGCCCAAGGACAUCCGCUAUCUGGCUAUUAUCCAGCUCAAGAUCGGGAUCGACAAAUAUUGGCGCAAAACAGCCUCCAAUGCGAUAUCCAAAGAAGACAAGGCUGUCAUACGAACACGGCUCCUUCAAAGCGGCAUCAACGAGGCAGACCAGCGUUUGGCUCUGCAAAAUGCAUUAGUCGUUGCCAAAAUCGCGAGAUUCGAAUACCCCAACGAGUGGCCAGACGCGAUCACGAGCAUCAUACAAAUUCUCCGGUCCGCUUCCCUUCCCGGCGCAAACCGACUCUACCUACCACGAGCACUACUCAUACUACUCCACAUCAUCAAAGAGCUAUCGACUGGGCGCCUGAUGAGGACACGAGCAAAUCUCCAGUCCGUAACGCCUGAGAUCUUCUCGGUCCUUGGCCAGGUCUACGUUCAGAAAGUACAGAGAUGGCAGGCAUUUCUACAAGAUGGAGGGGAUGAUGAGGGCGGUGCCCUAGAAGAUAUUGAGCACAGCCUGCUCGCUAUCAAGCUUAUCCGCCGCCUACUAACUACAGGCUACGAGUUUCCCAACAGAGAUUCAGACGUACCAGAAUUCUGGGGCGUCAUUCGCGCUCAAUUCGGUGAUUUCUUGACAAUCGCGACACACGAAAACUCACCCCUGUCCCCAGACGUCCAGGAGCUCGUAGAGAAGCAUCUUAUGCAACUAUCCAAGUUGCAUCUGGAGAUGGCGCAAGUUCAUCCACAAGCAUUUGUGCUACUACCAGAUACGCUUAACCUGGUCCGCGAUUACUGGGGCCUCAUCUCCAAACUAGGAGAAACAUAUGGCUCCAAAUCGCCGGACAUUAGUAAGAUCGGAACUGACGGCGACGAGCUAGAUGAGCCUCCACUGCUCGAGCGUCUCGCCUUGAAAGGACUUCUGCUCAUUCGGGCUUGCCUGAAAAUGGUCUUCUAUCCAGCUCAAGUAUUCAGAUACAGGCAUCCCCAAGAAAAAGAGGAGAGAACGCAUGCCAUACAAUAUGUGAAGACUGAGCUUUUCACCGAAGAGCUUGUGAGAGACAUGAUGUCUGUUAUCGUCUCUCGAUACUUCGUGUUCCGUCCCAGUGAUCUACGAAUGUGGGAAGAGGAGCCAGAUGAAUGGGAAAAGAUGGAGGAAGGAGGAGAGGACUACGAAUUCUCGAUAAGGCUAUGCUCAGAGAAACUCUUCUUAGACUUGGCCAAAAAUUUCAAAGAUAUACUUAUUCAACCACUCUUACAGGUCUUCUAUUCUGUGGCCACUCCUGACAAUGAGAACAUCCUCUUCAAAGACUCCGUUUACACCGCUGUUGGUCUUGCAGCAGAUGUAUUACAUGACCAACUAGAUUUCGACGCAUUCAUAUCGUCGACGCUGAUUCCAGAGAUUCAGAAGCAGAAACCAGGCUACAAUAUCCUCCGUCGACGCAUUUCGAUACUCAUUGGCCACUGGAUCUCCGUCAAAGUGUCUGAUCAGAAUAAGCCCCUGGUCUAUCAGAUAUUCCAGCACCUGCUGGACAAGAGCGAUCCACUUAACGACCAAGUGGUUCGUAUCACUGCUGGAAGGCAGCUCAAAAACAUUGCCGAUGAGUGGGAGUUUAAAGCAGUCAAUUUCCUCCCCUAUGCCCCAGAUACGCUGAGUCGAUUGAUGGCCUUGAUCACAGAGGUCGAGCUCCCCGAAACCAAAAUGGCUCUACUCAAUACAAUUAGUAGUAUCGUGGAGCGUCUGGAACACAACAUCACACCAUAUGCUGAUAACAUCAUCUCCUUAUUGCCCCCACUCUGGGAGCAGUCUGGUGAAGAACAUCUCAUGAAGCAAGCAAUUCUGACCAUGCUCUGCCGCCUCACCAACGCUAUGAAGGCCGACUCGCGCAAGUACCACUCGUCUUUCCUCCCCAUAAUCCGCAAUGCGAUCGAUCCGAAUUCCGAUACCCAAGUUUAUCUUCUUGAAGACGCCCUUGAUCUCUGGUCCUCUAUUCUAGCCCAGACGCCAUCUGCCCCAGAGCCGACUCCCCCAGAGCUUUUAGAACUCCUUCCACACUUGCUGCCUCUCUACGACCAAGGUACGGAUAUUCUCCGAAAAGUCCUCGAGAUCACCGAGGCAUAUCUUCUCCUCGCUCCAGCUUCUGUUCUGGCGGACUCCUUCCGGAGACCUCUCCUGAAUGAGCUCACCUCCUUACUCGGUAGUCUGAAGCCCGACGCCAAUGGGACCGUCACCCAUCUCAUGGAACUCUUCGUCCGUGGCGCAGACGGCUUCGGCGGCGAAAACGCAGUUCAGUUCCUCGUCGGCGACAUUAUAACGUCUGGCUUCUUCGCCAAAGUCAUGGAAGGUCUGAACGGCGCCUGGCACGCGCACCAAUCCCAUGGUCCCAACAGACAAGUCCCCGACCAUGCCGUCGACGGCGUCGUGGAGACAGACUACCUCUCCGUCCUCGCCCGCAUCGGACUAGCAUCCCCUCGCGUCCUCGUCGAGGCGGUCGCCACGGUCGGCGGCGGGCUAGAACCCACGCUAGACUGGCUGCUGGAAGAGUGGUUCAGCCACGUCGAGAACAUGGGCGAUCCGCCGAACCGGAAACUGACCUGCCUGACGCUGACGCGGCUGCUAGAAACGGGACAGCCGUGGAUCUUAGGCCGACUGCAAAGCUUGAUGGCUGUGUGGACGGAUGUUGUGAGGGAGCUGACGGACGAGGAUGAGGAUAAGUCGAAAGACUUCCUCCUCUGGGACGACCAGCCCGCCGCCAACACACUGCCCAACGACCCCGAAGCCCCUGAAGACGUGCGCCGCCGCGACCUGAUCUACUCGGACCCCGUGCACCGCAUCAACCUAAUCUCUUUCCUGCGAGAGCAUCUGCAGGCGGCUAUCCAGGCAGCCGGAGGGAUGCAGCAGUUCCAGCAGGAGUGGCUGGAGCGUGUAGACAAAGAUAUCGUUAGGGGGUUCGGCGAGCUGGGGAUCUUGUAGGAUCCGCUGAGGUGCAGGCAGAUACUGGGCUGCUUCAAGAUGUAGCAUAGGUGCUAUACCUCCUUCUACGGACUAGGCGGCGGUGGUGGUAGAGAGCUAGGUAGUGCGGCUUGGGCCGAUCCGUGGCAGCUUCAAUGCGAUACUGGGCUCGAUACCUAGAUAUACCCUUUGUUGAUUCGCGUUAGGUGUUAUGUUG